AUGGCGACCUCAAGGGCUCUCCCAAAGAUAGCAAGCAGGUUUCGAAACCGCGAUGGUAUACAUAUCAGAGCCAAGAAUGAGGAUGUUAAGAAAUCUCUAGAAAGUCGCAUUAGCAAAUUACCGACAUUCGUCAUGGAAGACCACGACUUACGGAGUGAGAUCAUCACAACGAUAGCUCAUAGAACCGAUGGCAUGCUCGUGUUUCUGCUUGCCAGGUUGCACCCAGACUCUUUGGCCGACGAGGUUACGGCCGGAGAUAGUAAGCAAGCCUUGGAUAGCCUGCCCAGAGAGAUAGAUGCGACAUAUAAGAUGACUCUAAGCAGGAUCGAGAGUCAUCAAGGUAGAGGUAGCUACCUCAAGCUAGCCAGAAGGGUUCUCGGCUGGCUCGUAUAUGCAAAAAAGGUCCUUACCAAGGAUGAGCUCCGAUAUGCCGUUGUCGUUGAAUUGGGUACACGGAAGCUGAAUAAAGCAUUUAUUCCUAGUAUCGACAUGGUAUGCUCUGUGUGCGCAGGCCUGGUGACGUUAGAUGCAGAAAGAAACUUGAUUCGCCUGGCGCAUGACACCACGCAACAGUACUUUGAGGGCGCGGGAAGGAACUGGCUCCAGAUUUCCGAGCUUGACAUCGCCGAGGCUUGCAUCACAUGGCUUUUAUUUGAUGUCUUUGCAAGCGGAAAUAUGGAUGAUUUUGAAGGGCUAUGCCAAAUACACCCUUUGUACUCCUAUGCUUGCGACUAUUGGGGGCAUCAUGCUCGUUCCGCACCACAUCUACGUAAAGACGAAGAGGCUGUUGAGCUAGUUCUAGGAUUCUUAAGAAACAGCAACAACGUUUGCAAGGAAAUUACCAAGCUGCGAGACGAGCUCCCAUUCAAGGGUUCUUGCAGAUUGAGCGCUUUCGAGUUGGAUAGGGAUCGUCGCACGCCCGCGCAUUAUGCUGCGGCCAAAGGGCACACAAAGACAAUUCGGUUAUUGCUCGAGAAUGGCGCGAACAAAAAUGCCCAGGACUGCCGUGGUCAGGCCUUACAGUACGCCAUUGAGGGUGAGCAUGAGGCAGGUGUUGAGCUGUUGGUUUCCUCCGGUGCUAGUAUCGAAACCAGGGAUUCGGAAACGACAUUGGUGAUAGCCACCAAAUGCCUACCGAUUUUGCAACUACCUCUGAAGCGUGGUGCCAAUAUUGAUGAGCGAAAUGAGCUUGGUCAGACACCACUUAUGGUCACCAUAGAUAAUAUGCGCCCCGAAAGUGCCCGACACCUGGUUGCGAGUGGUGCCAAUGUCAACCUCGCGGGCGACUUUGGCCUGCCGCCAUUAUGGAUAGCUCUAAGAGACAGCGAUAGCGAAACGAUAUUAUCAUUGGCGGCAAGGUGUGGAGUGACCUCCAUGGUAGAGUUGUUGUUGAAAAGAGGAGCCCGUGUAAACAACUCCGGGGGGGUUUCCACGCCACUACAUGAGGCGGUUCAUGUGGGCCACGUGGAGGUGACAGAGCUUCUUCUAGACAAUGGCGCCGAGCUUGACGUCGAGGAUAAAAACGGGCGUACGCCACUAAGCAUCGCGGCUGCCAAAGGCAAAACGACACUUCUACAACUGCUGCUAAGGCGUGGUGCUGGCGUAAACUUCAAGGCAAAAUGCAACGGGCUGGCGCCUCUUCACAGGGCUGCUGAAAAGGGGAAUGUGACCACCACAGAACUCCUUUGUGCUCGGGGGGGUGAUAUCAAUAUACGAGAUGAGCUGGGACAGACGUCACUACACAAGGCUGUUGAGUAUGAGAAGAAUACUGUCGUGAAGCUCCUGUGUGCUCGCGGAGCUGACGUCAAUAUACGAGAUAGCGCGGGACAGACGCCACUACACAAGGUUGCUUGGUUCCCGUCUAAUCGACAGACGGAUAUUGCAAAACUAUUGAUAGCUAGUGGAUCUCAUACUCAUGAGGGAAGAACACCGCUAUUCCUAGCGACUUCCGGGGGAAACUCGGAUAUUGCACAGUUGCUACUCUCCCGCGGGGCUGAUGGUAAUGCAAUAGACAAGGACUGA
Metarhizium acridum CQMa 102 is the source of this 2022-nucleotide messenger RNA. The record is from RefSeq and is a predicted model, not a curated record. NCBI's taxonomy places the organism in Eukaryota, Fungi, Ascomycota, Sordariomycetes, Hypocreales, Clavicipitaceae.